Pseudo-nitzschia multistriata is the source of this 1591-nucleotide messenger RNA. The record is from the annotation of a GenBank genome assembly. NCBI's taxonomy places the organism in Eukaryota, Bacillariophyta, Bacillariophyceae, Bacillariales, Bacillariaceae.
GUAUAGAUGGACAGACGGUAUCACGUUUUUUCUCGAACGCUUUGACACCUGGAAGAGAACGGUUUCUCGCUACACGUAGGUAUCGUCCAUUGCCGACAACGCAAUUUUCGUCUAAUCGAGCGAYCGUCGAUGCCAUUGAAGAUCAAACAUCACCAAACGACGGAACAUCUACUACUCUAUCCAAGGGAAGUACGAGAGUGCAUCUGYASCAACGCGCGGUACKAUCAGGUAACUGGUAUUGCGUUCUCCGUUUUCUUCAUUGUGAAAAAGUAUUCGUACGAUAGCUUCCAUUGUGUCGUCUAGUUUUCUUUCUUUCUCCACUCCCUGGCCGGAACACAUUCAAUAAUCUACAAAAUUAUAUCACAAUGCAUCGGGUAUUAGCAUCAGCACUGGUUCUCGCCGCAACGGCGUCGGCCUUCGCGCCAUCGGCUCAGCAGCAGCAGCGACAAGCCCAGCACGCGGUCUCGACCAUGCCCCUCCAGGCCACAAAACUCGCUGCUCUGCCUACCAUUCCCAAUCCCUUCAAAUCGCUUCCGUGGAACRUCGAAAAAGCCCAAAAGUCCCAGGAGCGCAAGAUCAAGCUCGAGCGCUCGAAAAUGCACCGCGAACUCGGCAUCGCCCAGGACGCAACCUACGAAGAGAUUGUCGAGGUCACCCAGCGAAUGAUCGAGGAUGCYCCCGACCGAAAGCGACAGAUCCAGAUCGAGGUCAUGAAGGACAAGAUUUUGCAGGCCCGUUUGAACGAGCGCCUCGCCGGUUUGGUGUCGGACAUUGUCAGCGACGACGCCAAGGCCCAGGAUGACGAGUCGUAAGUUUGUGUCGGUUCGUGUUCUGCUUCGUUGUGUUCCGGCACGCCAUGCUCUGAUUUGGUUCUCUCACCGCGGUUUGCUAUCGUUUUCCCUUUGGAAAUGCCGUGUUUUUGCUGAAAUUUUGUUUUUGUCGGAUGCGCUGCCGUCGACGAUUUGUUCCCCGCUGUUGUGAUGAACCAUCGCUGCCGAACCGUUCUUGUAACACUGCUAACCACGACUGGACAACAGAAACCUCGAAGAGCAAGCGAUCGCAGAAAUGAAAGACAAGAAGGCACCAAAGGAAUGGAACGCCCCCGCCUGGACRCAGGGACUCAUUGUCAAGCCCGACCAGGCCCACAUCAAAUCGCAGGUUCAGAUCUGGGGUGUCAUGACGUUGAUGGGAGUCGCACUUCCCCCCUUUAUCCAGUACGCCAAUCGUUUUUCGUGGAUGGUCUGCGUUGCCCAGCUUUCGUUCCGGGGCAUGGCCAAGCAGGAAGGCGGAGGUGGCGGCUUCGGUGUGAUGCGAAUGGGGAACGCACCCGGUGACAAGAAGCACCUUAAGGUUGCCUGGCUGUUGGGCAUCACCAUCACGAUCGUCGGUGCGGUCGCCACCUACGGAUUGAUGCCAGCCUGGGCCAAGGGACACCGAAUGACGCCCGCYAUUGCCUUUGGAAUGCGAAACUUUAUCUACGGCGUAGCGUGCUCCUACCUCCAGCCUUACAAGGGAUAAAUAACGAUAAUGCUACACUCCACUGUACUGUAUAUAGAAAUUCACUAAUCAUCAACAAAUUCAAUGCAUGGCA